This is a messenger RNA of Carassius carassius (crucian carp), 1336 nucleotides long. RefSeq lists its product as uncharacterized. The record is from RefSeq and is a predicted model, not a curated record. NCBI's taxonomy places the organism in Eukaryota, Metazoa, Chordata, Actinopteri, Cypriniformes, Cyprinidae. The transcript has 5 exons. Bases 83 to 1336 code for a protein of 417 amino acids.
UAACUUUUAGGCUGUAGUUCAUUUCACUUUAGUGUAAUUUUCCUCUGGAAUUUCAUCAUACAUUUCAGAAGGAGAAUGGUGUAUGGUAACAGCCACUCGCUCUUCGGAAAGAAGAGGCCAGAGGGAAGACCAGCAGAGGGUGUUUCACAACAUCUUGCCAAGAGCGCAUUUUCUCCAGCCAAAUAGAGAAUCAAGUGCUUUUUCACCCUAUGCUAAUGACUUCUGCUUGAACGGUAGAGAUGCCAAGAACAUUGCUGAGUCCCCCAAGAGCAGUCGUAAGCUGCACCCGCUGACACAGCCGGGCUUCUACAGUCCAAAAAUCCCCCGAUCAAAACACUUUGAAGCUGCACAGUCUGCAAAAAAAUCUUUGAAAGGAUCUUCUUCUACAAACAACUUGAAAGAGUUCUUUGCUCUAACGUUGCCUCUUCUGUGCUCCAGAACUGCUGUUCUAAAAACCAGCCCUUUGUGUUCCAAACCACAAAAAGUUACAACGUUUGUGGUGGAAAAGCCUCCUUUGAUGAGAGCUGUGGUUUCUCAAACUUCACCAACCUCAAGUCAACCCAACAAAGAGCACUUCAGCCAAAUCCAGCCAAUAGAGGACAGUCUCAUCAAGGACUGCAGUUUGUUCAGUCUGCAGGAACCCAAGAGCAAACCUCCUAGAUAUGACCAACCUGUCUGGAGUCAGAGCCAGAAUUUAUUCACUGAGGAUAUUUCUACCAAGGAUCAUCUUUCUAUUAACACAGUACAUCUGUUCCCUAAACACCAUUCUAGAGCAUACCAGCCUGCUGCGCUUUGUUCAAAACUGGAAAAGGCAAAUCAUGAGAGAUUUAGCUUGAGUGUUGACGCUGACAUUAAACAAUCUCAAGGUGACCCUGACUGGUCAUGUCAACUUCAAACCAGCCCAGCUAUACCUGACUGCAACCCAAAACAAAAGAAGACACAAUACACACAACAUAGAGAAACCGGUGAUGUUAGAAACACAGAGCACAACCAUGUAAAUAGUCAGGUGGAUGUGAACUCAAAGAAUGUGUUUGGUGAACCUCGGGUGAUCGCAUCACUGCGAGCAGCAUGUUCCCCGCGGCCUGUUCGUAAGAGCACCGUGGUGGAGGACUUGAAAAAACUCCUUGUGAUGGAUGACACAGAGGACAGCACUCAGGGUGAUUCAGCACCUCAACAAAAAGAGGCAGGGCUUUGCAAAGGUUUGCCAAUGUCAGGUUCAUGCACAAGUCCAUCAUUACUCAGUCAAAAUAAUCCAGUGUCUCCCUCACUCACACCCAUCCAUCUCCACCUGCAAACACGUCAAACAGGCAAGAGUUAUUCCUUUUAUGAAGCAUAA